Molecule: messenger RNA, 1590 nt
Organism: Pleurotus ostreatus (oyster mushroom)
Lineage: Eukaryota; Fungi; Basidiomycota; Agaricomycetes; Agaricales; Pleurotaceae
Exons: 3
Coding region: 1-1590 (529 amino acids)
Cellular component (GO): membrane
Source: RefSeq, a predicted model, not a curated record
AUGCCUCCCAUCCAGAUAUAUACAGGCUCCCUUCAGCCCAAGAAGAAGGCCGAGCUUCAGGAAAUUGCCAUUGCUCUUGAAAUCUCCGAUGCGGGGACGAACUAUGAGCUGCAGCAGCGAAUCAAGAAGCACUUAGAUGACAACCCUGACCUUGAAGAUCAGGAUGAGUUCCGUGGCCUGUAUGGGCGGAACAGGAGGGGCAGGAGCUCUAGGGGUAGCGUCCAACCGGUAGAAUCGUCGAAAACGGGAUCUGCUACGGGAAUCACGCAAUUUGUACCCGCCGCCGAUAACGAGGAAGAACGCAAGCCUUCCACGUUGACGCAUCGUACAAAGAAACGUGUCAUUCCGUUAGAUCCUGUCUUAGAGGUCGAGGCGACACCGCAGCAGGAUAUGAGAUAUAUAUCAGUGCUCCUUAAACAUCCCAUAUCACCCCAGGAACCAUCCCCUUCACCGUCCGCCAGCCACGGUCGUACGAACCGUUCAAUGUCGCCCACUGACGCUCAAGAACAUGAUUUUGAAGCUGAAGGAGAGGGAGCCGCCUCGCACGCAAGGGUCAUGUCCGCGCCUUCACCAAGUCCAUCAGCUCGAGUAACGUCGCAGAGACGGACGCUACUUGCUUAUAUCCACAUGUUCAUCGACGCGACCCGCGCAUUCUUUUCCAAUCCUACGAACAUCUCCAACCUCACGGCUUUCACCGAGUUCGCGUAUAUUAUUUGUAUUGCUACUCCAUGGAGGCAUGCGUAUUAUACGAUCUCGUCAGGAGUAACGAUCCAAGUCCCAGUGUUCGGGUCUGACUUCGUCUUCCCACUCUUCCUCAUCCUCUUGCAUUGGGUGUUGCCGACGCUCGUUAUCCCAUCAUUGGUGGGAGCGUUCGUCUCCUUCGCCCGCCCAUAUACCCGACUCGCUGCUUCAUCGAGCAGCUCAACGUCCAAUGUCCACAUCGACAAAUAUCCUUCGUUGUUGACACACGUCGCCGCGGCUUACGAUCCUCUAACGGCGUCUAUCGCUCGGCUGGCGUGCCACAUUGCGUGGCCUUACCGCCUCCUGCCUCCUACGAAUAUCGUUACGCCUCUGAUACCCUAUCCCAACGUUCUUCCUCCGGUGCCCCCCACGGAGAUCGCGCUUGAUGUUUUGGGGUGGAAUUGGAGGAUAUUCGACGCCAGCGUCGUGCUUGCCUUUGCGCCUCCCCCUCCGGUCGAAAGGGAGGUCGUCUUUGACCUCCCUCUUCGUGGCUCAUAUAUUCGGUCGUCUCCUCACAUUUGCUCUCAACCAACUGCUUCUCCGCACGACCACUACAAUCGCGUUAGGGGGGACAGCAAUCUAUUUCGAGUUGGUCUUCGUGGCGUGGUCGAGUACCUUGAAACCGAAGGAAACAUCCCAGCGUCCUCCAGAAAUCCAGUCCUUGACGAAUUUGACACACACCCCCUCCUUGCUGGUGCACCCAUCUUGACUGUCAUUCAAUCAUACCAUUACGCUAGUUUCCUCGCAUCCCCCGAGACGAUAGCGGUGGUACUCGCCCUCGGCCUUUUCGUGGUCGACAUACCGAAGCUGAGGGAGUAUCUGAAGCAUUCUGCGGCUAGAUGGCCGUAA